GAUAGGGAGCGGUUGGCCAACAUGGCGGCGAGCGCUGUGCUGGGCGAAGAGGAAGGGGGCUUCGGCGACGGGGAGCGGCUGGAUUUCCUCAAAGAGCGGCAUGUGCGGUUCUUCCAGCGCUGCCUCCAGAUCUUGCCGGAGCGUUAUUCAUCCCUGGAGACCAGCAGGUUGACAGUUGCUUUUUUUGCACUCUCUGGUUUGGAUAUGUUGGAUUCCUUAGACGUGGUGAACAAGGAGGAUAUAAUAGAAUGGAUAUAUUCUCUGCAGGUCCUUCCCACAGAAGACAGAUCAAACCUGCAUCGCUGUGGAUUUCGUGGUUCUUCAUAUCUGGGAAUGCCAUUUAAUCCAUCCAAGGGUCCUGGUGUUUCCCAUUCCUAUGAUAGUGGGCACAUAGCAAUGACUUACACUGGCCUCUCCUGCCUAAUAAUUCUUGGUGAUGACUUGAGCCGAGUAAAUAAGGAAGCCUGCUUGGCAGGACUAAGAGCUCUCCAGCUGGAAGAUGGGAGUUUUUGUGCGGUCCUUGAUGGAAGUGAAAAUGACAUGAGAUUUAUAUACUGCGCUUCUUGUAUAUGUUACAUGCUCAACAACUGGUCAGGGAUGGAUACGAAGAAAGCCAUAGACUAUAUUAGAAGAAGCAUGUCCUAUGAUAAUGGACUUGCCCAAGGCGCUGGACUUGAAUCUCAUGGUGGCUCUACUUUCUGUGGUAUUGCAUCACUGUGUCUGAUGGGUAAACUGGAAGAAGUCUUCUCUGAAAGAGAACUUGACAGGAUAAGAAGAUGGUGCAUAAUGAGGCAGCAGAAUGGCUAUCAUGGCAGACCAAAUAAGCCUGUAGACACCUGCUAUUCAUUUUGGGUAGGAGCAACUCUUAAGCUUCUGAAAAUAUUCCAAUAUACAAACUAUGAAAAGAACAGAAAUUACAUAUUAUCAACUCAAGAUCGUCUUGUUGGUGGAUUUGCUAAAUGGCCAGAUAGUCAUCCAGAUGCUCUGCAUGCAUACUUUGGGAUCUGUGGCCUGUCAUUAAUGGAUGAGUCUGGCAUUCGUAAGGUUCAUCCUGCGCUGAAUGUAAGCACAAGAACUUCAGAACGCCUUCAGCACCUUCAUCAACUCUGGGCAACCAAGGACUCUAUACAGUGUUCAGAUAAUAUGCACAUAGCCACAUGACUGAUUCAGACUCCAGUUGAGCUUGGUAGCAUAGUUGUAGCCUAAGGUUAAAGCCAUGUAUAACCAAUGUGCUUUUUAAAGUGCUGGAAUCAUACAAUCAAAUUCAUAUUACUGGCAUCAUUUUGACAGCAACUGGCCUUUAGCCAAUUAUUCUGGAUGGAUUAAAAAGAAAUUGCUUGCCCCUACAAAUACUGCAACAGACUACUGUUUUUAAGACUCUUCAAGGCAAAGUUAAUGACUAGUUAUAUUGUGUUACUUCAAACAGUGCAAUGGCAGAGUAUAAUAAUAAUUAAAAGGAGAUCCAAAAUGUAUUUACAUAUUUUCAUACUUAAUCUUUUGAGAUUAUUUGACACAGCCUUCAUAUAAAAACUUAUAAAUUAAGUCUGGGUUGUUAAAGGAUGUCCUUUUAAGGUAGAUGACAACUCUAUAACCUUUGUAAAAAAAUAAAUUAAAAUUAUUUUAUUCAUUAUAUACUGAA
Molecule: messenger RNA, 1639 nt
Organism: Eublepharis macularius
Lineage: Eukaryota; Metazoa; Chordata; Lepidosauria; Squamata; Eublepharidae
Gene: PGGT1B
Product: protein geranylgeranyltransferase type I subunit beta
Exons: 9
Coding region: 22-1161 (379 amino acids)
Biological process (GO): protein geranylgeranylation
Cellular component (GO): CAAX-protein geranylgeranyltransferase complex
Molecular function (GO): CAAX-protein geranylgeranyltransferase activity
Source: RefSeq, a predicted model, not a curated record